Molecule: messenger RNA, 3069 nt
Organism: Volvox carteri f. nagariensis
Lineage: Eukaryota; Viridiplantae; Chlorophyta; Chlorophyceae; Chlamydomonadales; Volvocaceae
Exons: 8
Coding region: 1-3069 (1022 amino acids)
Source: RefSeq, a predicted model, not a curated record
AUGGACCUGCAGGCCUGUAUUUGUCCCGCCGCUGUCCUUGCGGCGAACGUGUCACUCCUCGACGGCGAGGAUGGCGUGUCCCACGCGCAUGGCAUACCAUGUGCUGGUGCUUUCGCCAUUGGGCCGCGUGGGCUUGAAGAGUAUCGCAGGGUUUGUCGGUCGCAGCUUGCUUGCGGGGUCUUGUGCAUGGGCCUUCCCGUCGUCUACACUGAAAAUCUCAUUCAACGGCAGCGGAUACGCGGCAAGUACGGACUGAAGGACGCCACCUCUCUGUCAGAGAUCGGCGCCGGAUGUUGCUACCCGUGUUCCAUCUUCCAGUCGCACACGUACCUAUAUGUCUCCACGCACCGGCCAGUGAAUCGGCCCACAGGUGUGACCGCGCCCCAUGGACCACUCAGCGGUGCCCUGCGCGCCAAGCAACGCGGUACACCCAGCACCUUGCGCAGUCAGGAGACGGCUUUGGGCCAGCAGGGUUCUCGCAAGGCCCAAGGCGUUGCUUCAACCGAUCCCAAGUCCACUGAGCAGUCAAGGCUAUCCUACGUCAAGCCGCAACCAGACGCCCUUGGGCCCGAUGCGGCAAAAACCGACGCAAGCCGCCAAACGUUAAUGCCGCACACGGCCAAUGCGGGGCAGGGCGGUGUUUCAGCCAGCGCCAUUGCGAGCAGCGUCGCGCCUGCGUCCAGCUCUAUUCCGCCGCCGGAGGUGACGGACUCCCCACGCGUCGGUGCACCGCCCGUCGACCCUACCGACGAUGAAACUGAUGACGCAGCGAGCGAGUUGACGGAUUCAGCAUCGCUCCCCAUCCCUUCGGCACUGCCCAUUUCGGCGACAAUGCGCAGCCCGCCCAGAUUCGACGUACCGCCAGCGCUACGGCCACCCGAUUCGGCGAACUCCGAAGUCAUAUCAGCAUGGAUGGAGGGCCCUAAGCUAUCGAAAUUGUCGUCACCGCUGCAGCCCCCUGCGGACGCCACGCGGGACCUCAAUGAAGAAGCCAGCAGCGCGGUACCGCCUAGCAAGCCACCCGGCGGGCCAGCAGCCUCGGGGGUUGGGAUGUCCGUCAGUGAUGCCUCCCUUUUCAGUCUGGCACUGGAUCCCGCCGUCUCGUACGCGCCCCCAGCCGCCACCCCCGAGCCGUCUGCCGGCAACGCCCCCUCAGGUGCCAGAGUUGUGCCGCCGCUCAAACUGCCACUGCCACCAUUGCCUACCCCAGGCAGCUCCAGGGAUCUGCAGCCGGCAACCUAUGACACUAUCACGUCCUCGAAGCUGUCGUCAAUGAUUGAUCAUGCGAUGCUUAACGGCAGCGGCAGUGCAGGGGGUCGUGGCAGCGGCAGCACGGCUUGCGGCAGCGGCAUUGGCUUGAGCUCUAUGGACCCUGGUGGCCCGUGGGAGAGCUACCGGCACACUGCCAUGACGCCCAUAGCAGAGGGCGACGCGGAGGAGGUGCCCCGGUCCAGUAACAAGUUUACCCAGUUACGAGUUGUCCAGGAGGAGCACAAAGCAGCUGCCACGAAUGAGGCGCCUGCACCGAAAGUUUCCCUGCAGCGCUUGCCACCAGCCAACUCCCGCAACUCGCGGCGCCACCUCAAUGGGUCGGGCAGCAGUGCUGGGUCAUCAGCGGGGCUUUCAGUCCGCUCCACGCAGGGCAGCCAGCGGGGCAGCGGCAGUGGAACUGCCGCCAGCGGGGCCACGGGUCAUGUGUGCGCCGGCGGCGCCGCACUUACAGCUUUAGCGCGCAUGGGAUCGGACAGUGGAAAUAAUUCCAUUGCGCUCCCCACCGGCAGUGCCCGUGCUGGUAACGUUUAUAAGAGGAACCCGGUAGCUUCUCCGGUGCUUCGUCCCAACCCCCCCCCUGCUGCUCCCCCUCCUGCGAGGGCUGCUGCUGCUGCGGUUGUGCGGGACUCUGACCCGCGAUUCGCAGGUGCUGGUGGUGACGAGGAGGACGACGUCGAUGACGGCAUGGGCGCUUCCGCGGAUAACUUCUCCUUUGCCGGUACGACUCCACAGCAGGUGCUGCUGCGGGUCAGCCCGCAGCCUGCGCGGCGGCAAGGAAGCUCACAGGGCCGUUACGGCACAGCGGUUGAGAGUCCCGCAAUCGUGUUCACGGCGGCCCAACGACCGGCGCCCACAUUCCGAGCUCCCGGUGAUGAGGACGAAGUCAAUUUCGCGUCUAUUCGCCCGAGCUUCAUCGACGGCCCGGAAAUGGAGGGCUUGAAGUCUGUUCUGCGCACAGCCGGCGAGGAGACCGAAGCAGGACCCGCAGCACCUCCGGCCCCUUCGACUGCUCAGGCGGCGCCGGCUGGAACCAUGUCCACAACAACUUCUGGAAGGCAACGGGUCGUCGCCCUCUCCUCAACUGUCACCACCUUGCAGCAGCGCGGCAGCGGCAGUAGGCGCUACGAUGCCGCUCGGACGCCUCCACCGUCUGCAGCGACAGCUGCGGGUUCGGGCGCCUUCGGUGAAGGUGCUGCCGCUGGCCCCUACGCUAGCUUCUGCGGGGAUGCGGUUCCACUGGAGGACGAUGCGGCGGCAUUGGAUGAGGACGCCUCCAGUGUCAUCGAUGGCCCGGUCAGCAGUGGUGAGGGCGACCCAGUCAUCACCGGGCCCCCAGCGGUGAGUGAACCUCCAUGUGACGGCUGUGGUGGUACAUCCAACCGCGACGACGCGUCAGCUGGCGGGGACGCGUCAGUCUCUAUCGCGGUCGCGGAGGUUCCAAGGGGUGCUACUAUCGACCCCGCCGAGAGUUCCGCGUUCGGCCUCACCCGGCGCAGCGUCAGCGGGCUGAGCAACGGCGAACCUAACGGAGACUACGAGUCCAUGGCCGACUCCAUGUGUGCCUCGCAGCAGCGCCAGAAGCACUGGGUGAACUGGAUGUCACAGUCAGUGGGCAUGUCGAUGGCGAACUCGGUCAUCGACACCUCGCGCGUCGUACGUCCGGCAAAUAGCAAGCCGGUGGGCGGGGGAAGCAAGGCGCACAUGGAGCGAACGUCCAGUUACAUCAGUGUCAAUCAGCGAUUGCCGCGUCCCGUGUUGGAAGAGUCGGGCGAUGAUGUGUACAGGCAGUGGGCCUAG